AUGAUCCUCAACUGGAAGCUCCUGGGGAUCCUGGUCCUUUGCCUGCACACCAGAGGCAUCUCAGGCAGCGAGGACCACCCCUCUCACCCACCCGCAGAGGACCGAGAGGAGGCAGGCUCCCCAACAUUGCCUCAGGGCCCCCCAGUCCCCGGUGACCCUUGGCCAGGGGCACCCCCUCUCUUUGAAGAUCCUCCGCCUCCCCACCCCAGUCCUCCCUGGAGAGACCUGCCUGAAACUGGAGUCUGGCCCCCUGAACCGCCUAGAACGGAUCCUCCUCAACCUCCCCGGCCUGAUGACCCUUGGCCGGCAGGACCCCAGCCCCCAGAAAACCCCUGGCCUCCUGCCCCUGAGGUGGACCACCGACCUCAGGAGGAGCCAGACCUAGACCCACCCCGGGAAGAGUACAGAUAA
Molecule: messenger RNA, 411 nt
Organism: Pan troglodytes (chimpanzee)
Lineage: Eukaryota; Metazoa; Chordata; Mammalia; Primates; Hominidae
Gene: PSORS1C2
Product: psoriasis susceptibility 1 candidate 2
Exons: 2
Coding region: 1-411 (136 amino acids)
Source: RefSeq, marked provisional